AUGUCCUACGCCUCCGUCGCCGCCCAUAAUGCUCCCCCGCCCUCAGAGCAACCUCAUGCUGAUCCUUCUCUCCUCACCACACCGAGUGACGUGCAGCCUGUGGCCACAGCCGUCGACGACUCUGCCAAAGUCAAUGUCGCCCCCGCAGAUUUCAAGACCCAUCCGUCCACAUUGACCUCCGAGGUUGCGGACUCCAUCCCUCCGUAUCCGAUAUCUGAAUCCCCUGCACCCACUGGAAAACCUUCCGCACGCAAACGCGCACAUGACGCCGAGAAGAAGGCCGAGGCCAAGUCUCUCCAACUCUGGGGAACUAUUCAUGAGCAACUUAUGCGACCCGCUGUAGCGGGUGGCCUCAUCGGCGUUGUCAACGUCGGUCUUAUGGCAGGCACCGCCUAUGCGUACUACAGCCAGCCUCACUUACGCCGUGACAUCAAGAUGAUCUCCUCCACUGUUAUCGGAGGAUUCCUUUUGCUUGGUGGAGAAGGAUACCUUGCUGAGGCUUACCGCAACACGGCCCAAGGACAGGAGGAGGAGCGCAGAGCCAGAGAAGAAGGAUCGGUAAUCUACCGACACUUGCGGGAACAGGUCUUGAGGCCAGGCGUUCUUGGAGGACUUGUUGGUUUGGCCAACGUCGGUAUCAUCGGCACCGUUGGGUAUUUCGCGUACACGAACUGGGACAGACCCCACUGGGACAGGCGUACAUUGUCCGCCAUCUCAGUGGGCCUCCUGACGCUGUGGGGUGGCGAAGGUUACAUCGCUGAGCAGGUUCGCGAGGGCAAGAUUCAACCGCCAAGGCCCUAAAUUAGUGUAGAGCGUAUUAGUCUUUUUUCGUGAUUAGGGGAUGUGUUUUUAAACUAGGUAGUUCCAUGGACACAGAAGUGGUGUAGUUAUACCUCUGUAAUUCUCGGUGAUUUGGAUUCGUGAUGUUCUCGUUUGAACACAAU
Messenger RNA from Stereum hirsutum FP-91666 SS1, 944 nucleotides. RefSeq lists its product as uncharacterized. The transcript has 4 exons. The coding region runs from base 1 to 801 and encodes 266 amino acids. Lineage: Eukaryota; Fungi; Basidiomycota; Agaricomycetes; Russulales; Stereaceae. The record is from RefSeq and is a predicted model, not a curated record.